Funneliformis geosporum is the source of this 1338-nucleotide messenger RNA. The record is from the annotation of a GenBank genome assembly. Lineage: Eukaryota; Fungi; Glomeromycota; Glomeromycetes; Glomerales; Glomeraceae.
AUGGUUAAUUGUUUGAUUUUGGUCGCCAAGGCCCUUAUAAUACCAGUUAACGAUAAUGAACAAAAGUUAUCUGUUACGCGAAAGGUUCAUAUCAAAUUAAGUGACGAAUUUGAAUUUGAUUUUUGGAUAAAAGUUGCUAUAACUACAACUUUGGUUUUAUCUGGUGGAUUAUUUGCCGGAUUAACUCUUGGAUUGAUGAGUCUAGAUGAAACUAAUCUUCAUAUUCUCGCAUCUUCGGGUGAUCCAAAGCAAAGGAAAUAUGCAGCAAGAAUUCAACCAAUUAGAAAAAACGGACAUUUGCUUUUAGUAACACUUUUAAUUGCGAACGUAGUAAUUAACGAAACAUUACCAAUUAUUAUGGAUGAUGUUUUGGGUGGGGGUGGUGUAACUGCUAUUUUGGUGUCCACUGCACUUAUAGUCGUGUUUGGAGAAAUUAUUCCUCAAUCCGUAUGUUCUCGUUAUGGUCUUGCUGUUGGUGCUUUCUUUGCCUGGCCAGUUAGAAUUUUAAUCUGGCUAACUUUUCCAAUUUCAUAUCCAAUUGCAAAAUUAUUAGAUUGGGUUCUUGGUGAAAAUCAUGGAAUUAUUUAUCGUCGUGCCGAACUUAAAGAAUUAAUUCAGUAUCAUGAAACGUCUACCGAUCGCGGAGGUGAUUUAAUGAAGGAUAGCGUCACGAUAAUACGAGGUGCAUUGGAUUUACAAGAUAAAGUCGUUAAACAAAUAAUGACACCGAUUGAAAGUGCAUAUAUGAUACCUAUUGAAACCAUAAUGGAUAGGAUCACUAUGAGAGACAUUUACACAACUGGACACUCACGGAUUCCUGUUUUUGAUGGAUCCCGAGAUAAUAUCUUGGGCGUAUUACUGGCCAAGUCAUUGAUUAUGUUUAGUCCGGAUGAUCCAAAACCCUUGAGAGAAUUUCCAAUAAAUUCGAUCCCACCAGUUGAAGCUGAAACGCCACUUUUCGAUAUACUUAAUACAUUUCAAGAAGGAAGAAGUCAUAUGGCAGUAGUAGUUAAAGGGAAUCCUCCAGUACCGAUUGGGAUCGUAACUUUGGAAGAUGUACUUGAAGAAUUAAUUCAAGAAGAAAUUUAUGAUGAAUCUGACGCGAGAAUAGGUUUAGCCGUUAAAUUGGAUACUGGAGAUCAAUUAAUUUUGGCUUCAAAAAGGCGACGUGGAGCAAACCAUAAUAAGGGUAAAUUCAAAAGUUCACAACCAAAAAGAUCACAAACAGCUCCUACAAGUCCACAUUCUUAUUUACACGGAGAUGAUAACGAGGAACACGAAAGAGAUUUGAUUAUUUUUGAUGAUCCUAAUCACCAGAGUUUAAGAGUAGCAAAGUAA